Molecule: messenger RNA, 1086 nt
Organism: Hansenula anomala
Lineage: Eukaryota; Fungi; Ascomycota; Saccharomycetes; Phaffomycetales; Wickerhamomycetaceae
Exons: 1
Coding region: 1-1086 (361 amino acids)
Molecular function (GO): zinc ion binding; oxidoreductase activity
Source: RefSeq, a predicted model, not a curated record
AUGAAAGCUUUAGUAUACAACGGUCCUGGUAAAAGAGUCCUACAAUCUUUACCAAUUCCAAAAGUUCAAUCCCCAACAGAUGCAAUCAUCAAGUUAGUUGCAACAACAAUCUGUGGUACUGAUCUUCAUAUCUUCAAAGGUGACACUCCUGAAGUCAAAGAAGGUACAAUUGUGGGUCAUGAAGGUGUUGGUAUUGUUCAUGAAGUCGGUUCAGGUGUGAAAAACUUCAAAUUGAAUGAUAAGGUUUUGAUCUCUUGUAUCACUUCAUGUGGUCAAUGUGUUUAUUGUAAGAAAAAUUUACAAUCUCAUUGCGUUGAUGGUGGUUGGAAUUUAGGUCAUUUCAUUAAUGGUACUCAAGCUGAAUAUGUCCGCAUUCCUCAUGCUGAUUACUCUUUACAUAAUGUCAGUCAAUACAAGGGCAAAAUUUCUGACAAGGCUUUAUUAAUGUGUUCAGAUAUCUUGCCAACUGGUAAUGAAAUUGGUGCAAUUAAUGGACAAAUUACAAAAGGUGAUAUCGUCGCAAUUGUUGGUGCUGGAUCUGUUGGUAUUUCUGCUUUGAUUGCUUCAAAAUCUUAUAAUCCAGGGUUAGUGAUUAUGAUUGAUCCAGAUGAAGAGAGAUUGAGAAUUUCUAAAGAAACUUUUGGUGCAGAUAUUGGAAUCAAUCCUACAAAAGUUGAUGUUAAAGAGGAAAUUGCUCAAAUUGUCACCACUGUCAACAAAGGUGAAAGGGCUGAUUUGGCUGAAGGUGUUGAUGUUGCUAUUGAAUGUGUUGGUAUUAAGGCAACUUUUGAUACCUGUCAGAAUAUUAUUGCUCCAGGUGGUAGAAUCGCAAAUGUCGGUGUUCAUGGUGCUCCUGUUGAAUUACAAAUCCAAGAUUUAUGGUCUGCCAACAUAACAUUGGCCACAGGAUUGGUUAACGCUUAUUCUACUGCUGAUUUGUUGGAGAAGAUUCACCAAAAGACUUUAGAUCCAACUAAUCUUGUCACUCAUAGUUAUAAAUUUGAUCAAGUGUUGGAGGCUUAUGAGACUUUUGCCGAUUCCGCAAAAAACAAAUGUAUUAAAGUCUUCCUUGAAUUUGAUCAAUAA